GGCGGCCCGGGGGCGUGGCUGGGCCUGGACCGCGGCUGGGGCCAUGUCGGCGCCUCCCGCCCUGCAAAUCCGGGAGGCGAACGCACACCUGGCGGCCGUGCACCGGCGCGCGGCGGAGCUGGAGGCGCGGCUGGACGCGGCCGAGCGCACGGUGCACGCCCAGGCCGAGCGCCUGGCCCGCCACGACCAGCUGCUGCGCGCCGCGCUGGACGAGCUGGGCCGCGCCAAGGACCGCGAGAUUGCCACUCUUCGGGAGCAGCUGCUGACCUCCGAGGCUACUGCCCACAGCCUGCAGGCCGCUGUGCACCAGAGGGACGAACUCAUCAGGCAGUUGCAGCCCCGGGCCGAGCUGCUGCAGGACAUCUGUCGCUGCCGGCUGCCCCUGGCCAGGCUGCUGUCCGCCCUGGCUGAGGCUGAGCGCCUGGGACCUCUGCCAUCCAAUGACCCCGGCCACCCACUCCCUGGUGGGCCUGGUCCACCCCUUGCCAACAGCACUGGGGAAGAGGGGGACAGGGACCAGCUCCAGCCUGCAGUGUUUGGGACCACAGUGUGAGCCUGGAGCACAGAUUCCAGAAUGGAGACAGAAGCCCACUGCUGUGGGUGUCUUCAGGGGUCACCAGUGUUCUGGAAGGGACCCUGUGGCAACUUAUAAUCCUGUCCAAACGUCAAAGCAAGCUGAAAAGUCAAAGUUUUCAAACAGGCCCACAGGCCAAAUGCAGAUGUUUAACCCAGACA
This is a messenger RNA of Microcebus murinus (gray mouse lemur), 735 nucleotides long. It is a transcript of the gene VMAC, whose product is annotated as vimentin type intermediate filament associated coiled-coil protein. Lineage: Eukaryota; Metazoa; Chordata; Mammalia; Primates; Cheirogaleidae. The record is from RefSeq and is a predicted model, not a curated record.